Messenger RNA from Seminavis robusta, 1059 nucleotides. NCBI's taxonomy places the organism in Eukaryota, Bacillariophyta, Bacillariophyceae, Naviculales, Naviculaceae. The record is from the annotation of a GenBank genome assembly.
AUGCAUGCUGAACAUGCUGGCAUGAAGCCCCUAUCAAAAGACUUCAAACCCUCCGACGAUGAUGUGAUCUGUGCGCGAGGGAAGGAGGUUUACAACCAUGAAGGCAAUCGUCGCUUCCGUACGUUAGUAAAGACGCACCUCCAAACAUACAGUUCCUGUGUGACAAAGAUACAAAAGUCCCGUCUUGUGAACUUUAUCGUUGGAUCGGUCAGGCAAGCUUCCCCUAACGGAGGCUUUGUGAAAAGGAUUGGUAGACGAUGGUUUCUUGUCUCUGAUAGACAUGCCAGAGAAAAGUGCGGACAAACAAUGCGAGAUUUACUCCAUUCACGCUAUUCUAGCAGCACCAAAGCCAAGGCACGACAGAGGCAGCUGAAUCGCGAAGUUCAACGUGGAGAAAGCGAUGGGUUCGAGGACUUGGCCACACAGGCGCGCCUAGCGAGGACUGGCAGCCAAACCCUGUCGUCACUAAGGUCACUCAGCCAGCCACUAAAGAUUCAUCGUUCACAGUCGAGCCCGGUGCGCCGAAGGACCUGCAUUAUCGGCGACCGAAGCAAGGCUGUGAAGGAAAUGAUCUCUUCCAUGUCCUCCAACUUGACACAUCCUGAGGAAAGCACUUUGACACAACCCUCGUUCCGAUUUGCACAUUCGAUUUCAGUCCUCCCGAUGGUGUCUCCCACCUCGUCGACUGUUCUUGCUAGCUCGGCGAAUUCUAUGGAUCGGUGUACGAGAGAUCCUUUUGAUGAUCUGUUUGGAAGAAGUGACUCUAACAACACGAGACAACUACCGCUGCAAUAUCCCAAGGGUCUCUUUAGUAGUUUUUUUGAAAACGAAUCCGAUUCCCUAAGUGAUGACUUAUCAUUGACUAUGGAUGACCUGGAUGAUUUGCAACCACUACCACUUGAGGAAUCGAGCCAUGAAUUCAACUUUGAGCAUUCCGCGAGCACUCAGGUGUCUGCCGAGUCUUUCAGCCAUGCAGUGGAUACGCUCUUUGAGUGUUUGCACAUUGGCAGUCGAGGAUCUCUUACUCGAUGCGGCGCCGGCAGGAACAAGGGACUAUAG